Messenger RNA from Helianthus annuus (common sunflower), 1617 nucleotides. RefSeq names its product nucleoporin NUP152. Lineage: Eukaryota; Viridiplantae; Streptophyta; Magnoliopsida; Asterales; Asteraceae. Gene Ontology annotation, biological process: intracellular transport. The coding region runs from base 147 to 1241 and encodes 364 amino acids. The transcript is spliced from 9 exons. The record is from RefSeq and is a predicted model, not a curated record.
UUAUAACAACUUUGUUCAUUUGAAAACCAAAACCCUAGAAACAGAAAGUUUGUGAUCUAUACGGCAAAAAAGGGGAUUUUUUUUUGUUCAAAUCAACUCAGGAACCCUAAUUCGAUCAAUUGAAUCCUCAAAGGUUUUGCUGAUACAUGAAAGGAACUAAGCGGCUCGGUGUAUCGGAAGCUAACGCAGACACUAAUUCGAUUAGUAAAAAAAUUAUGGUGGGACCACAAAUUAAUGCUCCGUGGGCGACAUCGUCUCAACCGAAAUCAAUCACGGUCCCAUCGUUGGAUAUGCAUCGUGCUGAAUCAUCAAGACAACAUGUGAGAGCUCUCAAUAACCAAUUUGCAAGUUGGGUUCAAUCUCAGUUACAGAAUCAUCCCGAUGAGCUUUGGGAAGAUGGAGUUACUGACUACCUAACGCACGCUUCAGGCAUUCUGGAAAAAUUCAGUGAUGUUGUCAACUGGCUUAAAUCAAAUCCUGCAAAGAGUGAAAAUUUGUUAGAACAUGGAUCACAUGCUGCUCAGAAGAAACUUGCUACGGAAAAUAAAGAUGUUACAAAUGUUCCAUUUCAAGAGAAAACUCUAACCGCUCCUGCAUCGACCCCGUUAUUUGCGACUUCAAGUUUCACAAGCUCGCGGGCCCCUGCGCCACCCUCUAACAACCAAUUUUCUUUUUUGCCCGCGCCACCCUCCAACAAUCAAUUUUCUUUUUCGUCUGCGCCACCCUCCAACAAUCAAUCUCCUUUUUCGUUUGGGGGACAGAGUUCAAUUCCUGUGAAGCCCGAUGCUUCAAACGACGCUGAUGGUGAUGAUGAGACCGAACAGCCAAGCAGCCCAUCUGUGAAGAAGACCGAAGAGACUGGAGUACUUGUGGUGCAUGAAGUCAAAUGUAAGCUCUAUGUCAAGUCAACCGAUCCAACGGAUAAAGAUGCAUGGAAAGAUAGAGGCACAGGACAACUAUCUAUCAAAUGCAAAGAAGGUGUAACCAAAGGAACCAAGGACUCCAAACCCACAGUUCUUGUUAGAAAUGAUGUGGGAAGAUUGCUUCUUAACGCGUUGUUAUAUCCAGGCAUAAAGACAAACUUGCAAAAGAACUCCAUUGUUGCUAUUUUUCAUACCGCCGAUGAUAACGGGAGUGAGAAUAGUAAAGUUGUUGCACGGACGUUUUUGAUAAGGACAAAGAGCGAGGAGGAUAGGGACAAGCUUGCAGCCGCUAUUAAAGAAUAUGCUCCUGUUGCUUGAACAUGCGACCGGUGUUUAAUGACACUUUAAUCUUCCCUCUCAUUGAUGCACCAUCAACCAAAAGCAAUUGUGCACCAAGUGAGGUGGUUCAGUGGGUCAUUGUCAUAAUGGAUAUGACCGUGAAGGUAACUUAUGAACCGGGUAAGCAGAAUGGUGCGAGUCAAGGUCAGUUUAUGUACAACUUUGGGAAACUUGUGGGUGCAUAUUGUAGGUAUCAUUUAUAAAUGAGAUGCAAAGUUGUACCAUCGGUUGCGGUUGAAUUUAAACUAGAGAGCAGUUUUUUUUUUAUUAGCUAUGAAAACUUUUGUUGUAUGUCUGCAUGAGUAGUGUUUUUAAGUCUCUUUUGGAAGAAAAAAUUGAAAAAUAAGAAGAUAAA